UAUGACGUAAGGACAGGCAAACAUAGGCGCUGCCGCCCUGGUUCUCAGUGUGGGUUUACGACGUGGUGGUAACAGAAAAGAGAGAUUAUCGUUAUCGUUAUUAUAGUUAUAGUAGGUUUGAGUUGUCACAAUGGUGAAUUCUUGUGUUUGUUUUGGAUGCAACAACUCCAACUUGUCUGGCCAUCGGGUCCACCGAUUUCCAAACAAGAAACACAAAGAUUUCCGUGCUUGGAUAUGUUUCGUCCAGGCAAAGAGAAGCAAUUUCGCUGCCUCCUCGUUGACAAGACACAUGGUGGUAUGUGAAAAACACUUCACACCGGACAGCUACAACCAAGGAGAUCUUAUGGAAUUUCGCAUGGGAUUUCGACGAAAAGAGUGGGUUAGGCUGGCAAAUGGAGCUGUGCCAUCGGUGCAUGCAAGUCCACCAGCAAAAUCUGGCGGGAGUGAAGAGUCUAACGUUAACGUUAGCACUAGCAGAGAAUCUGCGCGUCGAAAACGAGAGCUUUGCACAAUUUUGGGAGAGAGUGCUGCCAGCAAAGACGGGGCGGGUGCAACUGCCACUUCAGAUCCAGAAGGUGAUGGAGAUGGAGACAUCUCUACAAUGGACCCUGAGCCAGAAGUGGUCCAUCGUGGAUCACAGUGCAACAUAAGAUGUUUACAUCGUUCAUUAGCUGUUCAGGUAAAGCCUCAGAUGGUGGAUGUGGGGACUCAAACCGAAAGGUUUGAGAAUCGCAGAUCAACUCCACUGGCCAGUCCUGAACAAAGUGAUGAUGAAUGGUCAUUUUCUGAUAUCAUCAACCAUUCUGGUGAUAUGUCAUGGAGUCCAGGGGAGGAGAUGUUGAGCGAGUCCUCUGAGGAGGAACCAGAAGAGCUGGAAUCUCUCAGUGACCCAAAUGCUGUUUACAAGUUCAUUGUUUGCCAGAGGCAGUUGCUGUCCUUGUUCACGGUUUGCCCUACAUGCUGUGGGGAAACCCAGGGACACAUAAUGCACCUGGAAGGAACUUUCAUAAAAGUCAAGCCUGCGGAACUAAGUGCUUAUGAGCGUUACUGGCAAAACCAAGAGAAGGUGCAUCGAAACAUGCCUGCCUGCAACCUUUUACUCAGCGGUGCCAUCCACUUCUCAGGUUGCAUGGCUACUCAGACAAUCAAGAUGCUGAAGCUGUUUGGACUGCAGUGCAUAAGUCCCGGCACUUUUUUCCGCAAUCAGCGCUAUUACACUAUCCUUACCAUCGUGCGGGCCUGGAGGAAUGAGCAGAGGGGGAUCAUCAGGGAGUUGAAGGAGACUGGGGGUGGAUUGAUCCUGUCUGGUGACUGCAGAUCAGAUUCUCUUGGACACUGUGCCAAAUAUGGUAGCUACUCCUUGAUCGAGGAUCGAAUUAACAAGGUUUUGGAUGUUCAACAUGUCCAAAGUUCAGAAGUCCCAAGCAGCUCUUGGCAUGAGCUAGAGGGUCUAAAGCGGAGUAUGCAGUUCCUGAUGGCCCAAGACAUGCAAGUGUCUGCUCUGAUAACAGACAGAAAUCGGCAGGUAAUGAUGCUAGGAGAGAUCUAA
Molecule: messenger RNA, 1549 nt
Organism: Cyprinus carpio (common carp)
Lineage: Eukaryota; Metazoa; Chordata; Actinopteri; Cypriniformes; Cyprinidae
Exons: 7
Coding region: 131-1549 (472 amino acids)
Source: RefSeq, a predicted model, not a curated record